CUUAGCAUUUGAGAGGAUUUCUGAGUUUGCACUAAACCACUAUGCACAAUGGGAAACAGACUUGGCACUUCAGUUUGUACAGUGUGUGCCUCAAUCAGACGGCACAUCACUUUCAUUUGCAGAGGAGAUACAGAAUUCACAUGGAAACACCGCUGCUGUUAAUUUUGCUCUGUGUAGCUGUGACAGUUACUCAUUGUAGCCUUAUCGACUUCGGUAUAAUGAUACACAAGGUGGUGCAAAGAUCACCCCUAAAUUACGUCCUUUAUGGGUGUCAUUGUGGAUAUGGAGGAAGGGGACAACCAAUGGACAACAUUGAUUGGUGCUGCCACAAACAUGAUUGCUGUUUCGAUUAUAUGGUGUCAAUUGGCUGUAAACCAAUGAAUGAACCCUACAAAUUUACAUACAUAGAUGGGAACCUGACCUGCGAUUCCCUACAGAAUAACUUAUGUGCGCAGGAAACCUGCGAAUGUGACCGUGAGGCAACUCUCUGCUUCAAAGACCACAAUGACAAAUACUCACAGACAUACAGAGGAUACAAGAAGAGAUGGUGCACAGGACAGUUACCUCCUUGUUAAUGCCGGAGUCACAACUACGUGGAUCGUUUAAACUUUUUUUUAUGAACAGACAACUUUAUAGCAAAUCUGCACAUUUUCCACAGAAAACCUAAUUUUUCAGUGAACCAGAGGAUUCUGGGUAAGGGUCACAAUGCCUCACCUUGUAUCUUCCAAUGUCUGUUUUAAACACAGACUGAAGAAUAGUAAAUGCAGCACAAUAAAUCAAAUUACCCAGAAUCCUCCUGUGGAAUUACUGAUAGCUGAGGUUUUCUAUGAACAAAUGUACAGAUGUGCUAUACAAUGAUCUGUUUUGUAUUACAGUAUUCAGUGAAGUUAUAUUUUUCUAAUUCAUCAUUUUAUCAUUCUCACAUUUCAGAUCUGUCAAAUGUUGUAGAUACCCAGACCCGUUUCAUUUCAAUAAUUUGCUAUAUGCACCAUAGAAUAAAAAAGCAUUAUUUCACAACUAGUUAAAAUUACAAAUCACAAAUUAUGCAAUAAAUAUCCUAACAAAAAAAUGUAAUAAAUUAACAUCCUAGAAACAACUGAGGAAGUGGGUAGUUAAAGUUUGUUGUAUGAGAUCAAUCUUAAACUGAUUUAACAAAUAUUUUAAACAUAAAAAGAAACAAAUUGUGUAAAAAACCGCCAAAACAAACAAACCAGCAAACAACUUAGUAUUUUCUUACAAAAUGAUAAAUUGAGAGAAUUUUUUAGUGUAGCUAUUGCCCUCAGGAAGAUAAUUGAAGUUAAUAACUUAAAAUGCAGUCUGCCUCUACUGAGCAUGGGCAAAACUGACUUCCUGUUUCGCUAGUAUUCAUUGACUAGUAAAGCAGCUCAAGUUUCUCUAGAAUAUUUGACAUCUUACUAGAUAUGCCUUCCUGUAGAGGCCCAAGCCCCCCUCGAACCCUGCACAAUUGAUGUUAAAAUAAAUAAAAUCCAUUUAGAAUCAUGAAUAAUAUAUUGCAAUGAUUUCUAUUAAAGGGAUACUGAACCCAAA
Bombina bombina (fire-bellied toad) is the source of this 1548-nucleotide messenger RNA. Its product is annotated as group IIE secretory phospholipase A2-like. Gene Ontology annotation, molecular function: calcium ion binding; phospholipid binding. Gene Ontology annotation, biological process: arachidonate secretion; lipid catabolic process; phospholipid metabolic process. Lineage: Eukaryota; Metazoa; Chordata; Amphibia; Anura; Bombinatoridae. The coding region runs from base 42 to 575 and encodes 177 amino acids. The record is from RefSeq and is a predicted model, not a curated record. The transcript is spliced from 5 exons.